This is a messenger RNA of Pseudophryne corroboree (corroboree frog), 1617 nucleotides long. It is a transcript of the gene C8H19orf47, whose product is annotated as chromosome 8 C19orf47 homolog. The coding region runs from base 177 to 1367 and encodes 396 amino acids. Lineage: Eukaryota; Metazoa; Chordata; Amphibia; Anura; Myobatrachidae. Gene Ontology annotation, cellular component: nucleus. The record is from RefSeq and is a predicted model, not a curated record. The transcript is spliced from 10 exons.
CCGAGAGAGAAAGCACACAGGAAGAAGAGGAGCCCUGACGGAGCGGCUAGGGAGUGAGGAGAGUGCCCAGUCUCCUGCGGAGCCCGUCUAUUCCCCAUGGUCCUUACGGAGUACCCAGCAUCCACUACGGACUACGAGAAAUAGAUUUACCGCUGUCCAUAUCUGAGGAUCUCACCAUGGUAUCCGUAACACUGGCCACUUCUGAAUGGAUCGCCUUCUUUAAAGAGGCCGGGAUUCCUGCAGGACCUGCUGUCAACUAUGCCGUGAUGUUUGUGGACAACAGGAUCCAGAAAACAAUGCUGAUGGACCUCAAUAAGGAAAUCAUGAAUGAGAUGGGGAUAACCGCAGUGGGUGAUGUUAUUGCCAUUCUAAAACACGCCAAGGUGGUUCACAGACAGGAUAUAUGUAAAGCUUUGACAGAGCCCAACAGCCAGACCAGCAUACAGACUGAGCUACGCCGGAGCGCUAACAGCCCAGCUACAAGAAUGAUUGCCAAUAGCCUGAGUCGCGAUUCGCCACCAUCCACACCGGUUCGCAGACCUGAACCAAGCACAUCCAAGAUCUCUGUGACAGUCUCAAAUAAAGUGGCUCUGAAGAAUGCUCAAGCAGCCAUGUCUGAUCCAGCAGAUGACACUGAUGAGGUACCCCAUAAACAUCGCAGGGUGACAGCCGAAAUGGAGGGGAAAUACAUUGUUAAUAUGCCGAAAGGAACCACGCCACGGACCAAGAAGAUCCUAGAGGAGCAAGUGGCAAUAGGCGUGACCAGAACGUCCGUCUUUGACAGGCUGGGGGAAGAAAGCAAAUCGGAUACUGUUGCUGGAGCGAAGCCCACCGGAGUAUUUAGCCGCUUAGGGGAUACGAACGAGCGAUCAGAAAGUGAUGACGAUAACAGCGUUCUGCAGUAUGCGGGUGUCUUAAAAAGAAAGUCUGCUCCUGUUUCUAGAGAGAGGCUGACCCCUGGGAUCACUAUCAAGGCCAAGGCCACCAGCUCUGAGCAGAAGCCGCCCCUCAUUUCCACAAUCAAGAAAGUGGCCACAAAGCCUCCGGCUAGUGCCCCUGCCAAGCUUUCUGCACCAAAAAUCAGCCUGGCACAAAGGCUGGGCACCAUCCAGCAGGUACCUCCUGAAGAGGAAAGAAAAAGAAAGGUGCCGUCAGCUGCCCUGGCGCGGCGUCUGGGAACACAGCAAGCAGUCGCUCAGGACAGCAAGGUCACCAGCACUAAGCCACCUCUAGCGCCAUUUAGAGUCACCAUCAAGAGGACUUUGGGGAACACCCGCGUGAGCAGUACCAGCGACAAUAGCAGCGCUCAGAUGGACAACACUGGGAGCGUCAGCGUCUUUAAGCGGCUGGGAAGGAAGACUGUAUAAAAUAUACAUAACUGAAGUUUUGUUUGGUUUAGAAUGGAACGCACACAGGGCCAUCCAGGUCCAGCCAUCCUGUAGCUAGCGCACCAGACCUUGCCGUCAUCUGUAUUGGCUGGCUGGCAGGACUCCUGUUACACCGCAGCGAAGGAAGAGCGUGCAAGCAGGGUGGUCAAACUGCCACCACCAUAUUUAUUACUAAGGUAAUAGUAGCAGUGGUGUUUUUUUAUGAUUAAAUAUUUUAUUAGAACACAAA